GAAGGAUCCGGUCCUGGAGGUGUUUCACAGUCACAGACAGGCUGAACGACGACAUGACGACGACAAGACGGACCAGAAACGCGGGAAAGGCGCAGUUUAAAGACCAGCUGAGCCGGGAGAUGAGGAGGAGCAGACUGGCUCUCUUCAUCCAGCAGUUUGAGAAAGAAGCACAGGAGCGGAUGAACGAGUUGGACAGCAGGAAGGAGAACAUGCUGGCCACGGUGGACAAAGUGUUCAAGGUGGAACUGAUGAAGAUGCCUCCUUCUCUUCAAAACACGCGCAUAGGGGACUUAAUAGGCGAGGAGGAGACCUCAGCCAGUGAGGUGAGCAUCGCCAUGAAGAAUGAGUCCCUGGAGAUGCAGCAGCCACUCAGGAGGGCGCACAGUAAAAGAGUAAAAUCAACUGAUUCUUCACCAGGUCAGUCCACCCCAACACACAGGUCCUCAUCCAAGGCCUCUAAGGGAGCAAAGGGGACAAAAAGGACGAGAACAUUAGUUGGCAGUAACAGCACUGGAAAUGUCAGGGGUUCCUCCGUCUCUACCAAAAGAACUCAAAGCUGCUUGACCAAGACCAGUGAAUUGACUGUACCGGACAAACCCAAACUCAGGUCUGUCGUCUCUGCUGGUGAUCUGCAUUGUUCAGCGGCAGGCUCUGCUGCACACAUCACUGUUACCACAGCACAGGGACAGACUGUAUGCUUUUCUGAAGAGACGAAGGCGGAUAUUAACUUCGACUUGCUGGAUGAUGUGGCAUGGUGCCAUAUUCAGAAGCUCACGAGUCUGAUGGACCAUCUGUCGAGGCGAGGUCGAUGAGUGACGAUCACUGUGACCAGGAUUUUUCUCCCAUUUGGAUUUAAUCACAUUAAUUUAUAGAAGUGUUUUUUUUUUUGUAUAAUAAAGAUUAUUUGUAUUACA
Sebastes umbrosus (honeycomb rockfish) is the source of this 914-nucleotide messenger RNA. RefSeq names its product cell division cycle associated 9 (gene cdca9). The transcript is spliced from 10 exons. Gene Ontology annotation, biological process: mitotic sister chromatid segregation. Lineage: Eukaryota; Metazoa; Chordata; Actinopteri; Perciformes; Sebastidae. Bases 54 to 812 code for a protein of 252 amino acids. The record is from RefSeq and is a predicted model, not a curated record. Gene Ontology annotation, cellular component: chromosome, centromeric region; spindle midzone; chromosome passenger complex.